CAAACCCAGCCUAUAAAAGGAAUUCGUGUCACCGUUCUCAGUGUGAGGCUUCAAGACUACAAAGAUGGCAUUUGCUCUUCGCUUAACAGUUCUCCUUUGUGGGAUCAGUGGACUGUUGACUGGAGUCUGGUCUAUCCCAAAGGUCAAGAGCCAAGAUAAAGAUUGCCCCAAAGGCUGGACUCGCUUGGACUGUCACUGUUACAUCUACCAAGGUCAUGAGAGGACCUUUGCAGAUGCAGAGAGUGUCUGCAACAUUCUUGGUGGCAAUCUUGUUUCCAUCCACAACGCCCUGGAAAACGCUUUUGUUCUGGAACUGAUUCGAGCGGGCGGCAACACUAGCCCCACAUGGAUUGGACUCACUGAUGCAAUUGAGGAAAAUCACUUCAUAUGGACUGAUGGCUCAAAGCGGGAUUUCUUUCCUUUUGCGGCUUCAGAGCCCAAUAACUCUGGUGACUGCAUUGAGUUAUAUGAAAUUAAUGGACUUUGGGAUGAUACAGGCUGCGAAAGACCAUUUCCAUUUGUUUGCAUUAGAGAUGUGAUCCCUUCCAGCCAUUAAACAACCCUCUAAUCCUCUUGUCUUCUGUCGCGGUUGAGCUGAUCAUCACGACUCAAUAAAAUGAUACAUUACCAAAAA
Molecule: messenger RNA, 634 nt
Organism: Syngnathus typhle (broad-nosed pipefish)
Lineage: Eukaryota; Metazoa; Chordata; Actinopteri; Syngnathiformes; Syngnathidae
Product: lectin-like
Exons: 7
Coding region: 65-556 (163 amino acids)
Molecular function (GO): signaling receptor activity
Source: RefSeq, a predicted model, not a curated record